CGUGCGUGGUUGAAAAAGAAAGAGCAACCGCGCUGUUCGAGCAAGAGUAAAGCAAAGCGCGCGCACCGGCGGAGGCCCUCGGCGUUCUUCAGCAGCUCCGCCGCCGUAAAAAUUGUGUAUUUGGUCGAUACUCUCGUAUCCGAGCAAUGGAUUAUUCGAGUUGCCCGUUCUGUGAUUUGACAGUUCUGUCCGCCGAACUUGAAAGGCACGCCAACGGUCACUUUGAGGAGGUUGAGGAUGAUGAGGUCGAUGAGCAACUGGCGAGGGAUUUGGAGUUUGCCCAACAGCUUUCUCUCGCUCCUGCUUCACCUCCAUCAGCCAUGAAUAAUCAAGCAAUCGGUGAAUUACCAUGUUGGCAAUGUGAUGGAGACAUUAGUAUGGAGGAAAAAGUUUCUUGCUUGAUUGCUUUACAGACUAGGACUACUUUCCACAAGAUUGAAGGUGGCUUAAUGGCAUUGCUCAGAGGCUGUUUGGAGUUAGAACAUGGAAAUACAACCACUAUUGUGUCCGGUUAUAUUGAUCAUUUUCAGAGCAUUCAAUCCGAGGACAAGGGGUGGGGUUGCGGGUGGCGUAACAUCCAAAUGCUUAGCUCCCACUUGCUUGUGCAGAGGCAAGAAGCUCGGGAGGUUUUGUUUGGUGGUUCAGGUUUUGUUCCUGAUAUCCCAUCACUUCAAAGGUGGCUUGAGAUUGCUUGGGAAAAGGGUUUUGAUACACUUGGUUCUGAUCAUUUUGCUAACAACAUUUAUGGCUCAAGAAAAUGGAUUGGAGCUACUGAAUGUGCUGCCCUUUUCCGUUCUUUUGGACUUAGAGCAAGGGUAGUGGAUUUUGGUCCCAAGGAACUUGAAACAUUUUAUCCUUCUCUUCCUGGUUCAAGUCUUGGGAAAGAGGUAAAGAGAAUACAGGAUGGCGGAAAGAGGAAAGCAAUCCAGGUUCGUGGCCCGAUGGAUAGGUAUUUGUUGGUAAGGAAUCAUGAUACUACUCAAGCAAGUUCCAGUGGACUUGAAAAUUCAGGAGGUUCUAAUAUCCAGCUUGGUGACUCUAUGGGUAGCACAAGUGAUGAGAUUUCGGGAAAUAAGUUUACAAGGAAAAACAACGGUCGUCAGGUUCUCAUUGAUUGGAUCUGGAACUACUUUUCUGACAAUAAUUUUACCAAAUCUGGAAAUCAUCAGGUCAUUGUCAGUGACAAAACACCCUUGUACUUCCAACAUGAUGGACAUUCGAGAACGAUUGUUGGGAUUCAAGUCAAGCGUCAACAUAAUGGGAUGCUCCAGCACAAUCUCUUAAUAUUAGACCCUGGCCAUAGAACGGAAGAUCUGGAAAGAUCGCUUAGAGAAAAGGUAGGAUGGCAGAAGUUUGUAAAAAGAGGGGUUCACACGCUGAAAAAGCCACAGUACCAGUUGUGCUAUAUCGAUCCUGGAAUUGCAAGCGGGGAGGAAAAGGAGUUGCUUAAGACAAUGGAAAGCGUCUUUCUUGAAUUCUAGAGGAUCCUGUUGUACAUUUGAGACCCGGAUAGAAGGUUUUCGAGUCGUUUCUUGGCUAGAGGAACGGAUAGUUCGC
Messenger RNA from Pyrus x bretschneideri (Chinese white pear), 1557 nucleotides. Its product is annotated as zinc finger-containing ubiquitin peptidase 1. The transcript has 6 exons. Bases 147 to 1481 code for a protein of 444 amino acids. NCBI's taxonomy places the organism in Eukaryota, Viridiplantae, Streptophyta, Magnoliopsida, Rosales, Rosaceae. The record is from RefSeq and is a predicted model, not a curated record.